Molecule: messenger RNA, 4786 nt
Organism: Lagenorhynchus albirostris (white-beaked dolphin)
Lineage: Eukaryota; Metazoa; Chordata; Mammalia; Artiodactyla; Delphinidae
Product: transmembrane ascorbate-dependent reductase CYB561
Exons: 9
Coding region: 2237-2995 (252 amino acids)
Cellular component (GO): lysosomal membrane
Molecular function (GO): oxidoreductase activity
Source: RefSeq, a predicted model, not a curated record
GUGUGUGUGUGUGUGUGUGUGUGUGUGUGUGUGUGUGUGUGUGUGUGUGUGACAGAGAAGGGGUGCUGCGGACCUGGAGAAGGGGUGAGCCCAGCCUCCCUGCAGAGUGACACCUCCACCAUCGGCUGCAAGGAAGGGGUGAGUCCCUCAGGGCUGCAGGAGCGGCAAGGUAGGCCAAGGUCCGGCCACGCCUGACACCUAGUGGCCACCUGAGCCCGGGGCAGGGCGCGGGAAGAGCAGGGGGCCUGUUCUCUCGUUCUCCUGGCCAGUAUCCCCCUUCCCUCUGCCCGGGGCCCGGCCCCGGCAGCCCCAGCAGCCCAUUCCCCCUCAGCCUCGCCCUCGGCCUCCGAGUCAGGCCUGGACUUGGAGGCCUCCCACACCCACGGGUGGGUCGCAGAACCCCAUACGCCCCCGAACGUGGCGGACCCGGGAAGCCAGGUCGUGAGGCCCGGAUUCGAAGGUUACCCGAGCUCGGGUCCGGAGGCCGGGUCACGGUGGCCGCCGUUCUCGCGCCGCAGGCCCUAGCACGCGGGCGUCAAGGCUCGGGCCCGGAGGCUGGCGGGACCCUGUCCCUAGACCCGGGACCUUGGGGGGCCGUGCCCGGUCCCAGGUGCGCGGACCCGCCGGGGGCACUUCCGGUCCCCGCGCCCCCGCCCCCAGCCCGUCGCGUAGUCCGCCGGGCUGCCAACAAGCUGUAGCCGCCCGGUCGCCAUGGAGACGCGGUAGCUCCGAAGUCCGCGCGGCUGGCCAAACCGGCAGAACAGCCCGGGCGUGGCGCGGGCAGCUCGCUGGCCAGUCGGCAGCGCGACGCUGCGCAGCGAGGACAAGGUCCGGGCUCGACGUCCAGCCAGUUACUGGCCUGAGAAAGUGCAGAGCCACACCCCGAGCAGGCAACCCCUGUAGGAAAUCCAAAGGAGUGGCCACCCCAGUGUGGUGAAGCCAGCGUGGACUGUGGUCGUGGAGCAAAUCGACAGAGGCGGAAGAGGAGGAGCCGGGGUGUGAGGUGGAGGGGAUAACAACAGGCCGUGCUGCCAGAGCUGGGGAACUGGGAGCAUCUCUUCCGAGUGGACGUGGGAGGUGUGUUACACGGCCUGCCCCCCUUUUUAAAAAACGAUGGAAUUGCCAACAGUUGUCAAAGGUGGCAGAGAGAACUGGGGGUAAAGACAGCUCAGUUCCCAGGAGGACAAGGCCAGGCCAGCUGGAAACUAGUUCUUGAGCAGCACAGGGUACAGGGUGUGUGCUCGCUUUUAGGGGGGACCCCAAAAUUGGUUAGUUAAACAUCUCUGCUCAGCUGCUGUUCUCUGCUGGUAAUGACGGAGAAGGAGGGUGUCUCCGGGGCAGUGGGAGAGGCAAGACGGGAUGCAGUGCUCGGCCCUCUGGGAGCUGCAGCAGCGUCUUUCUGUGGCCCCAGGCCGCCAGCACCGAGGCCCAGCAAAUGGACACCAUGCUUGUUCAUCAACCGCCUCCUCUCCUCCCAUCUUCCAGUGCCUCUCCCGCCUGGGUGUGGGGAGAACCAGCAGGUUCAGAGGGAAGAGCCGGCACACAGGCCACCCUGAGCUCGGGCGAGGCUGUGGAGACACUGGGGACUGGGCAGAGGAGCCAGGAAAUGCCUCCCACUGGCCCUGAGCCUCGCUUCCCCAAACCCCAUUGAGCCCCCGGUUCCCUGUCUGCACAACGCGAGCAGUGACACACCUUUUCUCACAGGAUCCCUGUGCGCUAAGUGACCCCAGGAGUUCUCACCUUGUAGAUCUCAGUUCAGGAAGCCUGGCCUGAGGGAGGGGCGCAGGCCCACGCCCCAGGUGUGGAAGGGAAGACGAGGCAGGAAGGGAAACGGGCAGCUCGGAGGCUCCUGUCGCCUGGUCCUUUCUACUGAAGCGGCUCAGAGAACGUUCCUUCUACGGGCAGCUGCCCUGCAGCUCUCUGUGGGCAGGACUUCUUUCAUCUCCAGCUGGGAGCUGAAAAAGCAGGCACGGGGGAGUCAGGUUCCUCAUUUCUCACCCUAGAUGUCCUUUAUGAUUCAUCUGGAGGAAAAAUUCCAGCACCUUUAAGGAAUUUGCUCACUUCUCUGUUUCACCUGUGAACCCCACCUGAGAAAACCCAGGGCCUCCUGAAACAGAAAGUAAAGCACUGGCACUGGGCCCUCCUGCUCUGGCCAGAACUUGGAGGACUUUGACUUGCUCCCUCAUUGCAGGUGGAAGUGCAGCCAGCAGUCCCCUCGGCAUAGAGCCGCCUCGGCAUGGACAGCCCUGCCCGCCCAGCACCUGCCCCUGCGGCCCUGCUUUACUAUGUGGCCUUCUCCCAGCUGCUGGGCCUGGCCGUGGUGGCCAUGACUGGCACCUGGCUCGGUGUGUACCGAGGAGGCAUCGCCUGGGAGAGCGCCCUGCAGUUCAACGUGCAUCCUCUCUGCAUGGUCAUAGGCCUGGUCUUCUUGCAGGGAGAUGCCCUGCUGGUUUACCGCGUCUUCAGGAAUGAGGCCAAACGCACCACCAAACUUCUGCACGGGCUGCUGCACGUCUUCGCCUUCGUCAUCGCCCUGGUGGGCCUGGUGGCGGUGUUCGACUACCACAGGAAGGAAGGCUACGCCGACCUGUACAGCCUGCACAGCUGGUGUGGCAUUCUGGUCUUCGUCCUCUUCUUUGUGCAGUGGCUCAUGGGCUUUAGCUUCUUCCUGUUCCCCGGCGCGUCGUUUUCUCUGCGGAGCCGCUACCGGCCGCAGCACGUCUUCCUUGGCGGCGCCAUCUUCCUCCUCUCGGUGGGCACCGCCCUGCUGGGCCUGAAGGAGGCGCUGCUGUUCGAGCUCGGGACCAAGUACAGCAAGUUCGAGCCCGAGGGCGUCCUGGCCAACGUGCUGGGCCUGCUGCUGGCCGCCUUCGGCGCGGUCGUGCUCUACAUCCUGACCCGCGCCGACUGGAAGCGGCCCCUCCAGGCGGAAGAGCAAGCGCUCUCCAUGGACUUCAAGACGCUGACGGAGGGCGACAGCCCCAGCUCCCAGUGACGCGCGCCCCGUGCCAUCCCGUCCUGUCCCCCGAGGCGGUCUCCGCCGUUUCGGGGCCCCGACAGGUGUCUGUCCCGCACCCGCCGAGGCUCCGGGGGUGGGGAGCGGGGAUGGGGCAGCCCUCCUCCCUGAGCGCUGAUUUCCGGGGUUCAGGCCCCCUCCGCUUUCCCCUCCUCGCUGCUGCUGCUGCCGCCGCCGCUGCCAUCGUGUUAGUCCUGCGCAGACCCCCGCCCCCCUUGCCUCUGCCACCCCCUCAGAUGGAGCAGCUUUGGGUAGGGUUCUGGGCGGCUGGGCCUGGUCGCAGAAGCACAGAUCCUUAAAGGGGUUGGAGAGGGGGAGGCGGCUCCCCGCUCGGGGCAGCGGGGGCCUGGGCUGUGUCCGCGGAGAAGGCGGGGCUCAGCGCCGGGCCCGGCGAGGCCAAGACUUGCUUUGUGUGACGCCGAACUCCAACCAGGAGUCUUGCGGGCCCAGCCUUUGGCAGCGGAGCAAGUGAUAUUAUGUGUAAAAUAUGCUGGUGUCAGGGCAGGGUUCCCCAGGAGAGGGGAGGGACUGGCCCUUGGGAAGCUCUGGACGCGUGGCUUGGGCCCAGCUGCGCUCUGCAGCCUUCUCUUUCUUUAACUCCUUAGCCCCAGGGCGGCUUUCUUUGCCUUUGGGGCCCAGCAGCCCGAAGAAGAGACAGGAGGUGGGCCUCGGCGGGCGCUGCGGGCGCUGCGGGCCGUAUGGCGCCUGCAGGGGCUCCCCUCCCCGCGGGGGCCGGCCUCGCGAGCCAGCUGCCCACCCUCGGAGCUCACUCAGGCGCUGCUCUGACAGAGGCCCAGGACACAAGCCUUUUUGCUUUAAACAAAAAGCUGCCGCUGUUGCCCCUUUUCCCUUUCCAUAGGGAGGGUAGGGGCUGCCUAAUCAGGAGGAAAGCCUCAUCCUCUCCUACCUGGGGCCCAUCUUUGCAGGAAGUUGGGACCAAGUCAGAAUCGGAUUAAUCCCCCCAACCCCAUGAGUGUAUAAUGCUGUUAGCUGAGUCACCGUUUGGCUUCUGUCUAGAAAUAACGUGAUUACAGCAUCGAUCUUGUGCUUCUUGGACUUGGUGAAUGCUCUCUCCUUGUUUUCCUCGUUUUCUGGGCUUUGAGGAGCAUGACACUGUUUGAGACAAGACACAGUUUUUACUUAAAUGAAGACAUUAAUAGAAUUUCCAAAUCUGACUACUGUUUUUUUUUUUUUAACGGCUGCCUUUCUCACACCUAAAUGCUGCCUUCGAGAAAGGGAGCUUGUCUCCCCUAUUGCCCAGAUCUCUAAAACAGCUUUUGUGGUGGGUCCUGCCUCAGGCGAUGCUGCUUCUCAGAGCAGGUGGCUGUGUUGGGCGCCUUACCAGCAGGGCUCCCUGCUCCCUUCCGUGGGCAUUCCGGGCUCUGCUGCAGCCCCAGCACCAGGGUGUCUCCGCACCCUGUUUAUAUCAUACGCUCUGCAAGGGCACGAGCUCCGGCAACUCUUUGAUCACCUGGUAUGGUCAUUGUUUACACGUGGGAAAACUCCACCUUAGACAAACUACAAGAGUACAGUUGUAUAUCUCCGUUGCCAGAAAGGCACAGAGAGAAAUGGAACCUUGGAUUUGCAAGAAAAGUCUAUAAACUGGCCUGUUUGCCAAAGCGUAUGCUGGACGAUUCAUGAGCCAAAAAGCCUCCCCCCCACCCCCAAGCUGUUCUGUGGUGGUUUAUUUUAUUUUGCCUGUGGCCAAUCUUCUAUGAAGUACAAUGUAGUGUUGGUACAACAGAUGAUUCAAUAAAUGUGUACAGCAGG